Molecule: messenger RNA, 822 nt
Organism: Lymnaea stagnalis (great pond snail)
Lineage: Eukaryota; Metazoa; Mollusca; Gastropoda; Lymnaeidae
Source: the annotation of a GenBank genome assembly
CUGCUCAGCUCUAUUCGCAUAAACGUAAACAUGAGAGGCGGGAGUUUGAGCAGGCGUACCGCAGCUUCAGACAGACGCAGCAGCACAUGCCGACUUCAGCUAAUGUCAAAACUGGAAAUACACCCAGGAGAGAUGUUUCGCCAUAUCCUGUUUCUCCGUCUCCAACGGCUGGAUCGGCGCUGCAGGUUCCUGUGGCCGCCGUUGCGAAUGGUCAGAUUAAGUCAGCCAUGGGACCGGUCCAGGUCAGUUUUGCCAACCGAAACUAUUUAUUGGGGCCAACAAUUUAAAACUUAUAUUUCGAUGUUUCACACUUCUGUAGGUUAAAAUUUAUUUGAUACAGCACAGCAGGAGCUAUUAAAUAUGUGCUGAAGUGGAAACCUAAAAAUAUUUUUGUGGUCACUCGCACGUGUGAUAAUGACUUGUUUCUUUUUCCAGGCCGUAAAGUUGGGAGCCAUGACACCUUUAAAACCCCCAGGGGAUGCUGGCACUUCUGCUAACUCCAGCCCGCUUAGCACAAAGUCGGUCCUUCCGAUGUUGACCGGUCUCACCGCUGCGCCCUUGGACAUAGCAAAACUUGGUGACCCCCAGAACUUGUCGAAACAUGACCUUCACAUUUUGACGACUGCGCAGUCCCUGCCCAUGAAUCUCUGCACUCCAUCGGCUCAUGUCGGUGAAGUGUUGAAUUUAAGCAGCGGGCGGGGCAGACCGGGUCAUGUGACAGUAGAUUCAAGGCAGACGAUGUCAUUGCCCAUCAAAUUGGUCAAAGAUGAGUCUACUAUAAAAAACGAUAUGGUCGUACAAGAAGUUGAUGUCAAGUUAGAG